Pogonomyrmex barbatus (red harvester ant) is the source of this 1496-nucleotide messenger RNA. RefSeq names its product phospholipase A2 group XII (gene GXIVsPLA2). Gene Ontology annotation, biological process: arachidonate secretion; phospholipid metabolic process; lipid catabolic process. NCBI's taxonomy places the organism in Eukaryota, Metazoa, Arthropoda, Insecta, Hymenoptera, Formicidae. Gene Ontology annotation, molecular function: calcium ion binding; A2-type glycerophospholipase activity. Gene Ontology annotation, cellular component: extracellular region. The record is from RefSeq and is a predicted model, not a curated record.
AAUCCUUAAAUUUAUCAUAUUUCUCAGAAUUAUCCUAAUUAGACAGAUUUAGGAAAUAGAAAAGUUUCUGCGCGACAAUGUUGUGUGGUAUAAAACGCAGGCCCGUUCCUCUGACUGUACUUUCUGCACCUCGCAGCUUUUCUCAGCUGAUCUCAUCCCGAGGCAGGUGAAACAACAAUCUGGCGCAAUAAUAAAAUCGACGUUGUCAGCGGUACGGGGCACCGCGGGGCACCACGUGUCCAUCUCGAUGACGGCGGUGAGCAUAUACACAUGCCCAUCUAAAAAUAGUUCGUUGAGUCAGAGUUGCAAUCCGAUCGGCGCAGACCCGGGAACUUGAACGGGCCGAUCGGUCGAGAGAGAAGGAUAGAGAGAGAGAAAGAGAGGAAUGGACUUGUUGCGAUAUCGCAAGAUCAUAAUCUACGCAUUGACAUUUUUGGCAUACGCCUGGUCAGGCUAUGGCGCUGGGCUGUUGGCGAAUUUACGGGACGCCGUGCUGGCGGCGGAGACCGUCUUCCACGACUUGUUCGCCAAUGCCAUAACAGUGGCGAGGAAGAUCAAGGACGUACACGAGGUGUUUGACGCCGCCGUGGAGGAGAACUGCGUCUUCCAGUGUCCCGACGGAUCCACACCGAAGGCAGACUGGAAUCACAAGUCACGUAGCGACGGAUGCGGUUCCCUCGGGAUUCAGGUGAACCAAGACUAUCUUCCGCUUGCUGAAAUGACGAAGUGCUGCGACUUCCAUGAUAUUUGUUACGACACUUGCAACUCGGACAAGGAGAAGUGCGAUCUGGAAUUCAAGAGAUGCCUCUACAAAUAUUGUGACUCGUAUCAAUCCACCGGCGUCAGCAUUGUAAACACAUGUAAAGCUGCGGCUAAAGUCCUCUUUACGGGAACGAUCACGCUGGGUUGCAAGAGUUUCCUUGACGCUCAAAAGGAAGCUUGCUAUUGUCAAGGCAAACCGAAUAAAAAUAAAAAAUCAAAGAAAGCGGCUCAAGCCGGUGGAGAAUUAUAAGUGUAAUAUGAUAGGGACAAUACGAUAUAUUUAUACAACAAAACAUAUUAAAUAGAAUAGAAAUUAUACUUCAUCCUCUAACAAACAAAAAUUAAUUUUGGUGGUAAGUCGUUAACUAUACUGUAAUUUAUAAAAAACUUUAAAUUAAAUGUAAAUUGUAAAUUUUGUAACAAAAACAGUUAAGUUUCUUGUGAUAUUAUAAUUGUAACAAUGUUAAUUAUGAAAUUAUGUUAAAGAAUAGGAAAUAGAGAAUAGGAUAGCAGCAUAUGUGGUUUGAAUUUGAUUAUGUUGUAAAUAUUGAAAAUGAUUCUUUUUGUAUGUAUCAAUAUGAAUCGUAUCAAAAUCGUGCUUGUCUUUUGAAAAAACAGUGGACGGUCUUUCAUAAUACAAAUGUCAAUGUGGAUCGAUGUGACAACUGUUCUCAUGCAAAAUCACCGAGUCGGAACCAGUGUAGACAAUAAAUAAUAAAUUAUUAAGUAACGCU